AUGUAUUUGGGUCGAUGCCACACACUUUGUAAAUGGAAUCGUCACGAAAACUUUGUGACACCCCACUCCACUCCCCAAGCCUCGCAGAGUGCUGCUAGUCUCUGGGGUCCUUACAAAGACAUUUGGCAGACAGUGGGAAAUGCUCUUUGGAGAAGACAACCUGAAGCUGUCCACCUUCUGGACAUGAUUUUGAAGAAACACAGACCUGACUUCAUCUCAUUGUUCAAAAACCCACCAAAAAAUGUUCAACAGCAUGAGAUGAUUCAGAAAGCCAGUAUUGAAGGAGUUGCCAUCCAGGGUCAACAGGGAACCCGACCUCUUCCUGAAAAGCUCAUUAAAGAAGCCUUUAUUCUCAGCGACCUUUUUGAUAUUGGAGAAUUAGCAGCUGUUGAGCUUCUCCUUGCUGGAGAGCAUCAACAGCCACAUUUUCCUGGCCUCACCAGAGGAUUAGUAGCUGUUCUUUUGUACUGGGAUGGAAAGCGAUGCAUUGCAAAUUCCCUGAAAGCCUUAAUACAGUCUAGACAAGGCAAGACAUGGACUCUAGAACUCAGCCCAGAGCUGAUUUCCAUAACAACACGCUUUACAGAUGAGCUGAUGGAGCAAGGACUGACUUACAAAGUUCUUACUCUGGUGUCACAUAUUGAUGUAAAUAACGAGUUUGAGAAACUACAGCGAGACAGAGGUCUGGGCAGUGAAAAACAUCGCAAAGAGGUUUCUGAUCUCAUCAAAGAGUGCAGGCAGUCUUUGGCAGAAAGUCUUUUCGCCUGGGCUUGCCAGUCUCCGUUAGGCAAAGAUGACACCCUCCUCCUUAUUGGCCAUUUGGAGGGAGUGACAGUGGAGGCCAAUGGUUCUCUGGAUGCGGUGAAUCUGGCUCUUCUUAUGGCACUUCUGUACUGUUUUGACAUCAGUUUUAUAGAACAAAGCACAGAGGAACGAGAUGAUGUGAUUCAUCAGCUUCCACUAUUGUCAGAGAGACAGUACAUCGCCACAAUUCACUCUCGUCUUCAGGACUCACAGCCGUGGAAGCUUCCAGGGCUGCAAGCUACUGUUAGACUUGCCUGGGCACUGGCACUGAGGGGAAUAUCUCAGCUACCUGAUGUGACAGCACUGGCUGAAUUCACAGAAGCAGAUGAAACAAUGGCAGAGCUUGCAGUUGCUGACAAUGUUUUCCUGUUCCUCACUGAAUCAGUAGUGGCGACAGAAAACUUCUAUCAGGAAGAAUUUUAUCUUCGUAGAACCCAUAAUCUCAUCACAGAUUUCCUUGCACUUAUGCCAAUGAAAGUUGUCUUAUCAAAAUUUGUCAGGCAAAUGGGUGACCUACUGCCUCCAACUAUUUAUAUUCCUUACUUGAAAAUGCUCCAGGGAUUGGCUAACGGGCCUCAAUGUGCCCACUACUGCUUCAGCCUCCUCAAAGUCAAUGGUAGUAGUCACGUUGAAAAUAUCCAGGGAGCAGGUGGCAGUCCAGUUUCCUGGGAGCACUUCUUUCACUCCUUAAUGCUUUACCAUGAGCACCUUCGGAAGGACCUCCCGAGUGCAGACAGUGUCCAGUACCGCCACCUCCCUUCACGUGGCAUCACCCAGAAGGAGCAGGAUGGACUGAUCGCCUUUUUGCAGCUCGCGUCUAUCAUCAUUACAUGGAGUGAAAAUGCUCGACUGGCACUCUGCGAACAUCCUCAGUGGACACCUGUUGUGGUGAUUCUGGGCCUCCUACAGUGCAGCAUACCCCCUGUUCUAAAAGCUGAGCUGCUGAAGACACUCGCUGCCUUUGGAAAGUCCCCUGAAAUUGCAGCCUCCUUGUGGCAGUCGCUGGAAUAUACACAGAUACUACAGACCAUCAGGGUUUCAAGCCAGAGGCAAGCUAUUGGGAUCGAGGUUGAACUGAAUGAAAUAGAAUCACGGUGUGAAGAAUACCCCUUGACUCGAGCCUUUUGCCAGCUUAUUAGUACCCUGGUGGAGAGCUCAUUUCCUUCCAAUUUGGGCGCUGGUCUGCGGCCCCCUGGCUUUGACCCUUAUUUGCAGUUCCUUAGAGAUUCUGUUUUUCUCCGAUUCCGCACCAGAGCUUACCGGAGAGCAGCUGAAAAGUGGGAAGUUGCUGAGGUUGUUUUGGAGGUGUUUUAUAAAUUACUCAGAGAUUAUGAGCCUCAGCUUGAAGAUUUUGUGGACCAGUUUGUGGAGCUACAAGGAGAAGAAAUUAUGGCCUACAAAUUGCCUGGCUUCAGUCUGAUGUAUCAUCUUCUGAACGAGUCACCAAUGCUGGAGCUUGCUCUUAGUCUGCUGGAAGAAGGAGUAAAGCAGCUUGAUACCUACGCCCCCUUUCCUGGGAAGAAACACCUGGAGAAAGCUGUAGAGCAUUGCCUUGCACUUCUCAACCUUACUCUGCAGAAGGAAAAUCUCUUUAUGGAUCUUCUAAGAGAAAGUCAGCUGGCUCUCAUAGUUUCUCCCUUAGAGCAGCUGCUGCAGGGAAUUAAUCCCAGAACUAAGAAGGCAGACAACGUGGUAAACAUUGCCAGAUACCUGUAUCAUGGGAAUACGAAUCCAGAACUGGCUUUUGAAAGUGCCAAGAUCCUCUGCUGUAUCUCUUGCAAUUCAAACAUUCAGAUAAAAUUGGUUGGUGAUUUCACACAUGACCAGAGUGUAAGCCAGAAACUGAUGGCUGGAUUUGUGGAAUGUUUGGAUAAUGAAGAUGCAGAAGAAUUUGUACGUCUGGAAGAGGGAUCAGAGCUUGAAAAAAAAUUAGCUGCAAUUCGUCAUGAAACAAGAAUCCACAUCUUGAAUCUUCUUAUAACCUCUCUGGAACGUAGUCCACCCAACCUUGCUCUCUACCUGUUGGGCUUUGAAUUGAAGAAACCUGUCAGUACCACUAACCUGCAAGAUCCAGGAGUGCUAGGUUGCCCUCGGACAUGCCUGCAUGCCAUCUUAAACAUCUUGGAGAAAGGCACAGAAGAGAGAAUGGGCCCAGCAGCAACUCCAAAGUCUCCUCAGCUGGCCGAGCUGUGUUACCAGGUGAUAUAUCAGUUAUGUGCAUGCUCUGAUACUUCUGGUCCUACCAUGAGGUACUUAAGAACCAGCCAGGAUUUCUUAUUUUCUCAGUUGCAGCAUCUGCCUUUCUCUAACAAAGAAUAUGAAAUCUCUGUGCUGAAUCAAAUGUCAUGGCUUAUGAAAACUGCCUCAAUAGAACUCAGAGUGACUUCUCUGAAUCGUCAGCGGUCACAUACCCAGAAACUCCUUCACCUCCUACUGGAUGACAUGCCAGUGAGACCAUACUCAGAUGGUGAAGGAGGAAUGGAAGAUGAAAAUAGGUCUGUCUCUGGGUUCCUUCAUGUUGACACUAGCACAAAAGUACGUCGAAAAAUUCUAAGUAUUCUUGACUCAAUUGACUUCAGUCAAGAGAUUCCUGAGCCUUUACAGUUGGAUUUUUUUGAUCGGAACCAGAUCGAGCAAGUUAUUGCUAACUGUGAACACAAGAAUGUACGGGGACAGACAGUCUGCAAUGUCAAGCUUCUUCAUAGAGUUCUGGUGGCUGAAGUAAAUGCUCUUCAGGGUAUGGCAGCCAUAGGACAGAGACCUUUACUCAUGGAGGAAAUUAGCACUAUUCUGCAGUACGUGGUGGGAAGAAACAAAUUGUUGCAGUGCCUGCAUGCGAAGAGGCAUGUCCUGGAGUCAUGGAGGCAGCUGGUGGAAAUCAUCCUGACAGCUUGUCCCCAGGACCUCAUUCAGGCCGAGGAUCGACAGCUGAUUAUUCGUGAUAUUUUACAGGAUGUACAUGAUAAGAUCCUAGAUGAUGAAGCAGCACAGGAACUUAUGCCAGUGGUCGCAGGCGCUGUGUUUACCCUGACUGCUCACCUGAGCCAGGCCGUGUGCACAGAGCAGAAGCAGCUGUUGGUCUCAGGGUCCGGAGAGGCCCACUACGCGCUCAUGCUCGAGAGCUCUUUCUCCUCACCUCCUCCAGCAGAAAACCCGCUGGUGGGUUUUCCUUCUUCUGUUGAAGAUUCUUCACUGCACAUCAUAUUGAAGAAACUGUUAGACUUCAUAUUGAAGACAGGUGGUGGAUUCCAGCGAGUGAGGACUCAUCUGUAUGGCUCUCUGCUUUAUUACUUACAGAUUGCCCAGAGACCAGAUGAACCAGACACCUUAGAAACAGUUAAGAAAACCAUGUGGGAAAGGCUGACAGCCCCUGAAGAUGUGUUUAGUAAACUGCAGCGAGAAAACAUUGCCAUUAUUGAGAGUUAUGGAGCUGCCCUCAUGGAAGUAGUCUGUCGUGAUGCUUGUGACGGUCAUGAGAUUGGAAGGAUGCUGGCCCUGGCACUCCUUGAUCGGAUUGUGUCUGUGGAUAAACAGCAGCAAUGGCUUCUGUACCUUUCCAACAGUGGCUAUUUGAAGGUCCUCGUGGAUAGCUUGCUAGAAGACGACCGUACUCUGCAGAGCUUGCUAACUCCACAACCUCCCCCUUUAAAAGCCCUUUACACUUAUGAGUCCAAAAUGGCAUUUCUUACGAGAGUAGCUAAGAUACAACAAGGUGCGUUAGAGCUGCUGAGGUCUGGGGUGAUUAUGAGGCUGGCACAGUGCCAAGUCUACGACACGCGCCCAGAAGUGGACCCACAUGGCAUGUUUGGCACGAGAGACUCCCCAAUGUUCAUCCCUACACCCGUGGAUCGCUACCGUCAGAUUCUCCUCCCUGCCCUCCAGCUGUGCCAGGUGGUCCUCACAUCCAGUACGGCGCAGCACUUGCAGGCCGCAGGGCAGGUGUUGCAGUUUCUCAUUUCGCAUUCUGAUACCAUUCAAGCCAUUCUGCGUUGCCAGGACAUGAGUGCUGGCUCUUUGCAGGAACUGGCUCUGCUUACCGGAAUUAUAAGCAAAGCAGCACUUCCUGGUAUAUUAAGUGAACUUGAUGUGGAUGUAAACGAAGGAUCUCUAAUGGAGCUCCAGGGCCAUAUUGGAAGAUUUCAGCGCCAGUGUUUGGGACUGCUAAGUCGCUUUGGUGGUUCUGAUAGACUGCGUCAGUUUAAAUUCCAAGAUGAUAAUGUGGAUGGAGACAGAGUGAGCAAGAAAGAUGAGGUUGAGCUGGCCAUGCAGCAGAUUUGUGCCAAUGUAAUGGAGUAUUGUCAGUCACUCAUACUCCAGAGCUCCCCUAGCCUCCAGCACAUUGUAUGUCUCUUCACCCCUAGCCUUUCAGAAAGCAUUAACAGAGAUGGACCACGCCAAGAUACCCAAGCUCCAGUGGUUCCAUAUUGGCACCUUCCUGGUUUGGGCAUUAUUGUCUACCUGCUGAAACAGAGUGCCAAUGAUUUCUUCAGCUAUUAUGACAGUCACCGACGCAGUGUCAACAAGCUUCAGAACGUAGAGCAACUUCCCCCGGAUGAGAUAAAAGAGUUGUGUCAGUUUGUGAUGCCUGGUGGUGUUGAUAAAAUCUCCACUACCCAGAAAUAUGUUCUGGCAAAACGGUGCUUAGUGAAGCUGAUCAACAAUCGAGCCAAACUGCUUUCCUUGUGUUCUUAUAUCAUAGAGACCUGCCUUUUUGUUCUUUGGCGCCACCUGGAGUACUACAUGUUACACUGCUCACCCAUGAAUUCCCAAGAUUCCUUAUUUGCCUCCAGACCCUUAUUUAAAAGCAGAAGACUACAAGAUUCCUUGCCCACAGAAACCAGUCUGGAUUUUAGAAUUGGGCCAACUGUAGUGAGCCAACAUGAUAUAGAGCAGCUUCAGGCUGAUGCCAUCAACGCAUUUGGAGAAUCACUACAAAAGAAGCUUUUGGACAUCGAAAGAUUAUAUUCAAAAGUCCGAUCUCGCUAUAGUUUCAUACAGGCUCUUGUCAGGCGUAUUGGCGGCCUACUGAGGUUAUCAAGGAAUUGAGCGCCUGCACCUAGUGCUCUUCUGUGGAAGAGAUGAAUUGUGGAAAACUGUCUCCUUUUUAUAGAUUACUUUGUUUCUAAAUUAUGACCAAAAAUAUUUUGCUAUUUCUUUCUUUAUAUAUGGAAUCUUUUCUGUAAACAUCUUUUCCUGAUUUUAUCCUCACUAGUGAAAAAAUAAAUACUUUUUUAAAAAAUGAAA
This is a messenger RNA of Heterocephalus glaber (naked mole-rat), 6048 nucleotides long. Lineage: Eukaryota; Metazoa; Chordata; Mammalia; Rodentia; Bathyergidae. The record is from RefSeq and is a predicted model, not a curated record.